This is a messenger RNA of Caenorhabditis auriculariae, 1935 nucleotides long. NCBI's taxonomy places the organism in Eukaryota, Metazoa, Nematoda, Chromadorea, Rhabditida, Rhabditidae. The record is from the annotation of a GenBank genome assembly.
AUGAAGGAGGGGGGAAGGAGGGAGAGUCGGACUCACCUGCGCCAGCUCACGGCGGCUGCCACUGAGCCGCGCAUGGGAACGGGAGCGGGAUAUUUGGUCAGGUCUAACUGGUAGCCCUACGUUUGAAGGAAGCUGUCUUUCCAUACAAGGUACAAAAAUACAAAAUUUGAAAAUUUGAUGGAACUUUGUUUGAGAUCUACUUAAAGGUUCUCUAAUUUCAGAAAGAAAAAAUAGAUGAAACCUUCCAGCAAAAUGUACGAAAAUUUCUUUCCAACGCUUUUAUUCUCUAGACUACUGUUUUACAGACUAUUUUCCUAUUUUUAAAAGUCGAAAGACUAGGAUAUGUUCAAAAGCAUGCCUUGCAUGACUAAAAGUACUUCUAAAAACGGCUCUUCGCCUCGAGACCCUUAUGAAAAUUUUCUACACUACUUUAAAAGAAAUGAUACGAGAUAGAAGUAAAAAUAACCCACUAAAUGUUCAAAAAUCUGAAAAAAAUCUGAAUAUUGAAGCUAGUUUCAGAAGUACAAAAAAGCUGGAAAAACUCUGGAAAACUACAAAAAUGAUAACAACUUAAAAAAAAUAAAGACCUUCAAGUGUACACAGUUGAAUCAAAGUUUUUAAAAAAAAACUCGAAUUAGUGAUAAAAUUACAACUAUUCCUUCUAAAAAUUUUAAUCAAAAAAAUAGUUUUUUUCAAAAAAAAUUGAAAGAAAAAAAGCGCAAAAAUGCGAUUUUUAUGGUUCCAAAUAUCUUUAAAAAAACCGAAAAAAACAAGUAUUUUUUUCAACUAUUUGGAAAAAUUUUUCAAGUGAAAAUUUCCUUUGGAGCUGUGAAAACAAUACUCAAAAAGGAGCAAUAGGAAAACAAAGGGUCAAAUUCCAAAAAAAUUUAGCCCAGUUCAUCAAAAAAACUACUUCUAAACGGAAAAAAACACCUAAAAAAAAUUUAAAAAAACAGUUUUUUUAAUUCGAAAAAUAAGCAGAUCGUUUGAAGUUGUCUUUGAAGUCAAAAGUUCGAAAAAAAGAGAACUACAAAAAAUUUUGACCUUCAUAGUAUUCCAGAAAAAAUAGACAAUGAAAACUGCUGAACGGAAAGUUCAGGAAGAACACGACGAAAAUGCACAUGGCGGUGGGGCAGCGUGAAUUGCUUCGGAGGAAAAAGAACAGGUUCUGUUCUGGUUGUCCUCUGCCGCUUCUCUUUUUCCCUCCCUUCGAACAGUCGGCCGAUGAACUACCCUGCAUCGGAAACAACGAGAAAAAAAGAGAAAAAAAAACUUUAAAAAAUGCCUAUUUUAGUAUUGCGCGUGCACGCGCGUGGAAAAAAAAAUAGUAUGCAUGGUUGCACAGGACACGUACUUUCAUUCUACAGUUUGAAAUUAGUGUUUCCUUCAACAUAAACUGAAUUACCCUACAAGGGAGGAAAAAAAGAUAAAAAAAUAUAAAAAACCUUGAAAAAAUUCCGAUUUCAGUAUUGCGCGUCGAAUGUAAGCAACAGUAUGCAUACACGCGCGAUGCACGUACUUCCUUCCUACAGUAAGCAACUUAUAGUUUUUUUUUCUUUAUUCCAUUCCGCGUCAGCUUGAGUCGUUUUUCUUUUUGAUUUGUGAAAAAGAUUGUGCACAAUCGGUCCAAAUUUAACCAAUCUUCGGUUUGAAAUUUUUUUUUACAGUUUUGUAGAGCAAAUUGAAAAAAGCUAUGUUUUACGAGAGCUUUUUUUUUUUCUAAACUGCCCUUUUUGCACAAAAACACUAUAUUCAGUCAAUUUAUAGCCCUCAAAUUUUGCUCCAAACGGCUCAAAGCAAUUAAAAAGGCAGAGAAUUGGGCAGAAAAAUGGAGAGAAGACAAAUUGGGAACGGAAUGGCGUCCAGAAGGCGUCGGGAUGAAGGCGUCGUGUCAGCGACGUCGCCUCGGUCGCGCCCGCCAAAUAUGACAAAUGA